AUGGCGAAAGAUAUUUUGGGACUACAAAUUUCUACUAUGGCGUUCGAGACGGCUUUUAGUAAAAGUGGGCGGAUAUUAGAUCCAUAUCGAACAAAUAUGCCCGCUAAUAUAUUAGAGGCCUUGGUUUGCACCCAAGAUUGGGUAAGGAAAUCAGGGAAGCCAAUUGUGGACAACAUUGAUGAAGUUUUGAAAGAUGAUGACAUCACGAAAGAGUUGGAAAACGCGAUAAACAAUGGAGGUGGAAAGGGAAAACAACCAAUCAAUAUUCCUGAAUAAUUAAUUUGUAUUUG
Messenger RNA from Lactuca saligna, 290 nucleotides. NCBI's taxonomy places the organism in Eukaryota, Viridiplantae, Streptophyta, Magnoliopsida, Asterales, Asteraceae. The record is from the annotation of a GenBank genome assembly.